Blastocystis hominis is the source of this 603-nucleotide messenger RNA. RefSeq lists its product as hypothetical. Bases 1 to 603 code for a protein of 200 amino acids. The transcript has 2 exons. The record is from RefSeq and is a predicted model, not a curated record. Lineage: Eukaryota; Bigyra; Opalinata; Blastocystidae.
AUGUCCCUCAGAAAUAUCGCCGCUUGGCUCUCUUCUUGUUUCAAAAACAUCGAACAAAUCAUCACGCUUCUUCCCAAAUACUGCUUCAGCUGUCUCCUCAUGGAUACCAAAUGGAACCAAUUCACCAAAUACCUCGACUUCAUCAACUACAUGCUCACCUUUACCGCCCAGCCAGGCGAAGAGCAACUCCACACUCUGUCCACUCCAGAAUUCGUAGCUUUUUUAUCUCCCUCGAUCCCCAUCUACGACCCUCUCGAUCUCAGCGGCAUUGGCACUCUCUACAACGUUCACGGCGAUGUGUAUCGCGGCGAACUGCAGAUGGGUCUUCCGCAUGGCAGCGGAACGCUUCUCUAUCACAAUGGCUGCUACUGGAAGGGCCGCUGGGAAAACGGAAAGCGCUCAGGGUCCGGGGAGUAUCAUUAUGGGAAGGAUGUGUGGCAGGGAGGCGUGUGGCGGAACAAUAAGCGAGUGCAGUGGACGAAUCUGCACUUGAAGAGUUCGAUUUACUCGAAUUCGAGAGGUUUGUUCGACUCGGAGAAAGGCUGGUUUCCCUUCGUGUUCGACCGAGAAAAGAAUUUGCGUUUGUUUCGAUUCGUUUGUUGA